CAAUAGUGACCAUUCCCUCAAUUUUCCAUCACAAAUGUCCAUUUCCCCUCCUCUGUCCCUAUCUUCAAGCUUUCCUCUCUCGCCAUGAGAGGAUUCCCAGAAUUCUACCACUUCUCCUCUUCAACAACAUCCACCGUCACCUACGCCUUCCACGAUGAAGCCACCCAGCCGCCGCCGCCGCCGUUGACCAAGCAAAUUCCCAUCCACUCCACCAAACCACCAUCCACCGACACCAGAUCCGCCUCCGCCGCUGCGACCAAAAUCCAGGCGGCGUACCGCGCCCGCGCAAUCCGCCUGCUCUACCGCACGAUCUCGGCCGUGGACGCUGAGGCAGGGGAGAUCCAGCGGCGGAUCCAGCGGCAGGAGACGGUGGACGCGGUGAGGAGGGAGGAGAGGGAGAAGGCGAGGGUGAACGAGGAGCUGAUGCGGCUGCUGCUGAGGCUGGACGCCGUCCCCGGGUUCGAUCCGGCGGUGAGGGAGGCGAGGAGGAAGGCGAGCAGGCGGAUCGUCGGGAUUCAGGAGGUGCUCGACGGGAUCUACGAGUCGAGAGUCGAGGAUUGGGACUGGGACGGCGGCGGAGGAGAGUUCGGGUGGGACAGAACGGUGGCGGAGAUGGAGGAGCGAGUGUGUAGGGAGAGAGGCGGCGAGGAGAUGGAGAAGUUCUGCGCUGAGUACCUCGGCUUCAGAUGCUUCCAGCGGUUUUUGCGGGAGUGAUUUGAGCUCGGCGCCAUAGCUAAUUACUGUUUGUUAGAUAAGUUAUGUUUACAACUUUACAUGAAUAAUAAUGUGAAGGUUAGUUUGUUAUGUUAAAAAUUUCCUAGCCUGACCAGCAUUUUGUGACAAGUUUUAAUUUAGUGGUCAUUCAUUGUACAAUACAAAAUUCAGUGAUUAUAAUGCAUUUAUCCCCAUAUAAAGUAAAGUAAAGCAA
Messenger RNA from Linum trigynum, 928 nucleotides. NCBI's taxonomy places the organism in Eukaryota, Viridiplantae, Streptophyta, Magnoliopsida, Malpighiales, Linaceae. The record is from the annotation of a GenBank genome assembly.